UUCAGCUGUGUUCUCCUUCGAAUAUGUUUAUUGACCUUGUAACUACGAAAACUGAAAAUAACUGGACGAAACUGGACGGCAAUUGCUCUAUUUGUGAACAUAACAUGAAACACUUGAUACACCAUCCCAUGAGAUGAAGAAAGAGACUUUGGCGUCAAUUUUGACAUUUUCUAUUUGGUUUUGUUUUAAUACUUCCCAAGCAAAAGUCACAAAUAUAUUUGGGAAUGUCACAUGUGUGCCAUGCCCUGUUGGGACAUAUGCAAAUGACAGUUUACUGCAAUGCAAGCAGUGUGCUAUUUCAGGAUAUUGCAUCAAUUCAUCAUCAUGUGUAGAGUGUCCUCCUGGACAUUUUCAAAAUGAACAAGCAAAAGCAUCAUGUAAUCAGUGCAGUCCAGGGUACCAUCAAGAAUUACCUGGACAAUCAAACUGUACUUCUUGUAAGCCUGGAAUGUAUCAACCUUUAYUGGGAAAAGCAACUUGUUUGCCAUGUAAAGUAGGAUUUUAUCAGCCAAAAUCAGCCCAGAAAACRUGUUUCGAGUGUGAAUCAGGRCACUACCAGCCACAGGCAGGACAAAAGACUUGUCUGGAAUGUAAGCCUGGAUCUUCACAGCCAAGUCAUGGACAAACUGAAUGUCAGUUAUGUGAUAAGGGACAGUAUCAGCCUCUGCCUGGAAAGGCUAAGUGCUCAGAAUGUAGUCCUGGCUAUUCACAAAAUGCACAAGGUCAACCAAACUGCACAGCCUGUAAACCAGGUGAAUACCARCCARAAYCUGGACAAUCUGAAUGUCUGUUAUGUGAUAAGGGACAGCACCAGMCACUGCCUGGUCAACCAAACUGCACAGCCUGUAAACCAGGCCAAUACCAGCCAAUAUCUGGACAAUCUGAAUGUCKGUUGUGUGAUAAGGGACAGYAYCAGCCACWGCCUGGAAAAGKUAAUUGCYUGRAWUGUAGUGCUGGUCAUUCACAGAAUGAACAAGGUCAACCARACUGCAAAGCMUGUGAGCCAGGCUCAUAUCAGAAUUUAASAGGACRAUCACAAUGUGAGUUAUGCCCAAAAGGACAUUUUCAAGACAUUCCUGGUGCAACAACAUGUAAAGCAUGUACACCAGGAACUUAUCAACCAAACUCUGAUAAAAGACCAUCCAGCCACAGCCUGUGUCAAUUGUGCCCAACUGGAACAUAUUGCAGCCAUAAUGAAUGCUCUCAGUGUGAACCAUGCCCAGCAGGAAAAGAUUCACAAUUUGGAGCAAGAAACUGUACAAACUGUACAGCAGGGAAAUAUAAGCCUGAAAAGGGAACUGCGCAAUGUCAAUAUUGCAAAGCAGGGUGGUAUCAAACAAAGACUGGUCAGACAUCAUGUAAGGAAUGCCCCGAGGGUUACUACUGCCCAUGGCCUAGUGAUGAGCCCCAUCAGUGCCUACCAACAGUAUAUUGCCCACCRGGRAAUACCUCACCAUCAGGAAAGCARUGCGCAACAUUGUUUCAAAGAGAUCCCGAUAACAAGAAAAACUGUGUGCCAACAACCGCUGUGACAGUUAUAAUUGUUGUGGGUGUUGUGGGAGUAGUGUUAAUAGUUGCUAUUAUAGUGUAUAGAAGAAUCCAAAGACGAGGUGGUGAAAACCAGAGAUUACUGUCGUCAAAGAGUCAUCCCGUUUAUACAGGAUGGUGAACAAGAACGCUUACUUCCUAGACGUUUUAAGAUCCGUUCGCUUAAAUUAUCAAAAUAUUUGAAAAGAUUUUUCAGAAUCGUUGCAAAAAACACAACAUCUGAUUCGUACCAUAACUGGACACCUAUAGUUAGCCUGCAAAAUACACCAAAACACUGAUAUUGUAAAUUAGAAUCUUUUUAAAACAGAGCAAUCAAUUUUUUUAAGUUAUCGAUCUUAUUUUUAUUAUGUAAUGAUAGUAACUUUAUUGACUCAUCAUUCAGUGAAAAAUACGAUGAAUUUACGAAUGGGUUUGCUUACGCUGAACCUUUACAUUUGUUGAGCUAAAUAAGAUACCCUGCGAACAGAGUGUUACUUAUCUGUUAGGAGUGUUACCCCAGCCCCCCCUGGUGAAUGACACUCUGUUCGCAGGGUAUAACUAACUAAGAUUAUCUCAAUCAGAAACUGGACCAAUCAAAAACGUUUUUAUUGCAAAUGUAUAUACAGUAUAAAUUAUUUUUCAAUUUGAUUCAUUUAUGACGAAUAAAUUCGGCAUUCUAUUAAUAUAAGUAGUUCAAUAAAAUCCUGUAUUUCAAGUGGA
Messenger RNA from Exaiptasia diaphana, 2247 nucleotides. RefSeq names its product sushi, von Willebrand factor type A, EGF and pentraxin domain-containing protein 1. The record is from RefSeq and is a predicted model, not a curated record. The transcript is spliced from 10 exons. The coding region runs from base 134 to 1669 and encodes 511 amino acids. Lineage: Eukaryota; Metazoa; Cnidaria; Anthozoa; Actiniaria; Aiptasiidae.